This is a messenger RNA of Bactrocera oleae (olive fruit fly), 570 nucleotides long. It is a transcript of the gene moi, whose product is annotated as modigliani. The record is from RefSeq and is a predicted model, not a curated record. NCBI's taxonomy places the organism in Eukaryota, Metazoa, Arthropoda, Insecta, Diptera, Tephritidae.
AUGUCGGAAAUUAAAGCAAAUGAAUUAAAUGAAAGCAUGGAAGGUAUUGAUUUACUAGAAUAUUGUUUCUAUCAUAAAUUUCUCUUAGUAGAAGAGCUGGUACUACAAAAAAACUUUCUAAAAUUACACCAUGGACGUUGCACUGUGAUCGGCAAAUUGAAUCAACACCAAAAUGGUUAUCCCGUACUGGAAAAUAUCAACUUAUCAUCAAUACUACCCAGGGCCUGCAAUCUACCGGAAGGCACAGUAAAUUUGCGUUUAUUUAAAUUCGUCACCACAGACGUUGAAUUGAAAAUUGGACAAUAUUGUGAAGUUUGUGGUGAAGUGGUGCUUUGGAACCCCAAUAGCUCGCGUGACAACUGGUUGUCAAUGACACCUCGUGGAGCACUUGAGUUAGAAUUGACAAAUUGUGAUAAAACGAAUAGAAACCAAAUGCUUGAGGGGUUACACCGGACGUACCUCCCGGCAAUUAAUAUAUUUAAGAUCGAUUACAUCGAUUGUGCCGUUGAACUCAUUCAAAGACAUUUAAAAAUUCGACUUCUUACUUCGAAUCACAAAAGUGAUAAAUAA